GCGCCCUUUUUAAAGCGUCACGGGCUAGGGCCAACCGGCUGAUCCUGGCGGCGCAGGGAGCGGCGCGCCGAGCGCCCAGGGCUGCGCUUACCCGGACGGCGGGGCGGCGCCGUGGGCCGGGCGCUCCGGGCUCCCCGACGCCACCGGCGCCCCAGCUCCGCCCCGGGCCUCCUCGCCAUGCGCCCCGGCUAGUGCGCCUCGGGCGCAGCGCCCACCCGGCAGGUCCCGCCGCUCGCCCCGCCGCCGGCAUGCUGCGCCCGCUGCUGCUCGCCGCGCUCUGCCUGGCCGGCCGGCUGGGGACCUCCCGCAGCUGCCAGCUGCCCUCGGAGUGGAGACCCCUGAGCGAGGGCUGCCGCGCCGAGCUGGCCGAGAUCAUCGUGUACGCCAAGGUGCUGGCGCUGCACCAAGAGGUGCACGGCCUGUACAACUACCUGCCCUGGCAGUAUGAGGCCGGCGAGGCGGGGCUCUUCUACUCGGCUGAGAUCGAGAUGCUGUGCGACCAGGCGUGGGGCAGCAUGCUCGAGGUGCCCGCGGGCUCCAGGCUCAACCUCACCGGCCUGGGCUACUUCUCCUGUCACUCCCACACCGUGGUCCAGGAUUACUCCUAUUUCUUCUUCCUCAGGAUGGAUGAAAAUUAUAACCUCUUGCCUCAUGGAGUCAAUUUCCAAGAUGCCAUCUUUCCAGACACUCAAGAGAACAGAAGGAUGUUUUCCAGCCUUUUCCAGUUUUCAAACUGUUCCCAAGGGCAGCAACUGGCAACUUUCUCCAGUGACUGGGAAGUCCAAGAAGACACUAGGGAGCUGGUGAGAGAGUGUCCUCAUCUGACCUUGAAGAAUGGGCCUCCGGACAGAGAGGAACUCAUGUGUUCCUCGGUGCAGAAGGCCCUGUUUGAGGAGGAGGACCACGUCAAGAAGCUGCAGCAGAAGGUGGCCACCCUGGAGAAGCGGAACAAGCAGCUGCGGGACCGGGUGAAGAAGGUCAAGAGGUCCCUGCGGCAGGCGCGGAAGAACGGCCGGCACCUGGAGCUGCUGAACCAGAAGCUGAGUGAGAAGCUGGCGGCCGCGGCAGGCGCGCUCCCGCACAUCAACGCGCUGGGCCGCGAGCCCGCGGGCGCCGCCUACCUGCGGGGGUAGCAGGGAUGGAGCCUUGGCCUCACCUGGUACCCGCUGAGGCCUCUCGCAGGGAGUGGAAGAGGACACUGGGUUUAUACGCGCACAUAGCUCAAGAACUCUUGUAGACGAUGAUAUUUUUACUGUGCAUUUGGUAGCGUCUAGUUGGUUUACAGGGCAAGUCUCCUAUCUCCUUGGCUGCCGGCCUCCUGCCCUUCCCUGGCCUUGUCCCACACCCAGUGCUCUGAUGCCGGCAGUGCCAUGUGCUUGCCUGGGGCCUGUCCCUGGCUUCCAGGAGCAGCUUGGAAAAAGUGCACUUCUUAGGGAAAGAACAUUUUAGAAUCUCUACAGGUACAAGAACUCAAGGGGUUCAGCCUCCAUUUCUCAAGAAAGGCAGCGUGGUCCCAGCUCUAAGCAGCAGGACAACCGUGAGUUUGAAGGAAUGAUUGAUAGGUCGUGGAAUCUUCUGGUGUCAUUAAGACUUAGGGAGCUCAUCACAAGUCAGGGAGUGGAGCUAGAGGUGGCAGGUAAUUAAGAAGAAUUAUACCUGAUUUCCAACCUCAGCUAUCCAGAGUUACAGAGGUUUCCCAUGGGCCACUUUAAUCUAAAGGGGAAUUGCCUUUAUGGGCCUGUCCUGUUUCAUCAAAGCACAUUUCUAAGUUGGAGGAGCUCAAACAGUAUCUCAGCCCUUGCUAAAUUCUAACUUACUGUUUGCUCAGUGAUUACUUCCAGCUUCUCUGAAUUCGAGGUGAGCUGACCCAAUAUGUUGUGAACUUCUGUUGUGCAAAGACACCUCCUUACCUACUGGGGUCAGGGGACCUUGCCUCGUUGCUAUCCAGGCUCUGCUCCCAAAAGGGCUUGUUGAGGGCAUUCCGAUCUUGGCUUCUUUAUGCAAAUGCUUUCCGCCCACCUGGACUGUCCAGGCAGACCCUGGGAGCAGUGUCUGCACAUCAGCCCGCUUCUCACUGCAUUAGAUCCUAUGUACGAUCGCUUCACCUUCUUUGGGAAGAAACCUCUAGAAAGAGUAUUGCAAGUAAAAGAUAUUCACAAUACCUAACACUUGAGCCCUUCCCUUAGCCACAUGUGAUCGUGUCCCAGCUGUGUGACUGAGAAGUGCCCAUCCCUUGGUUAUCUUCUGAUGAUGGUUCUCCAAACCAACCAGUGUCCCUUCCCUGCUAUUUUAGGUAGAAGCUGCCCCUUUACCACCCCAGAUACAGGAGGGCCCGACAAUGCCGUCCUCUCCAUUGGAAAUGGCAGUUAGGGUCAGAUUUCCAUCCACUGCCUUUAGAAAAACCAUGUCCUUCUUGCUCUGGUAGCGCGUCUGGGGCCUGAGCCUUGUGACACUUGGGUCUUGAUGGUAGGCGAUGGCCUCAGAGGAGAAGUCAAUGCCCUGGACUGCACAGCAUGGGGACUUUUGCUCAAGGGCUCUUUACUGCUAAGCUUCUGCCAGCACUUCAUCAGCUGUAAUCUUCAUGGUCUGGUACAAUAGAAGGCACAUCUUGUGGUUUAUUCUUCCCAGGGACGUUUCAUUACAGCAGUUUUGCUGCCACCCAAGGGAAUGACAAGCCUAACAGUGAUUUACAGCCAGCGCUUGGAGAACUGUGGAAGCUGGAUCUCUUCGGAUGCAUUAUGUUCUGCCUUUUCAAUAAACAUGAGCAAUAGUUCAGCCACAGCAGUAAA
Messenger RNA from Balaenoptera acutorostrata (minke whale), 2789 nucleotides. Its product is annotated as coiled-coil domain-containing protein 3. Lineage: Eukaryota; Metazoa; Chordata; Mammalia; Artiodactyla; Balaenopteridae. Gene Ontology annotation, cellular component: extracellular region. The coding region runs from base 249 to 1133 and encodes 294 amino acids. The transcript has 4 exons. The record is from RefSeq and is a predicted model, not a curated record. Gene Ontology annotation, biological process: negative regulation of gene expression.